GUAAUUACGUACAUGGAUAUUUGGCAUGUGAGGAUUCUUCAGGUGGCAGAAAGCAUCUUGCACUUUGGACUCCAACCAGGCUGAAUGGAUGGAAAAUUUGGUGCAACAGUUGCCUAUUUGACAAUAUUGAACCGCAGUACUGACGACCGUGACGAGUUGGCGUCAGGUGCCCCAAUUGAUUCCAGAGUUACGCCGCAUCAGAUGGCCUGGUGCCUGUGCACAUCCAUGAUUGGAGCGUGAUGGAUGGCACGGGCCAUAUCGGACAAGACCUGGGACAAAGCUGGCCGCGCGGACAGGGAAAGGCACCAGUCAGAUCUUUACUUGCCGGAUGAAUAUCCCAACAGGAUAAAAAAGAACAUGGACCAGACUAAUUAUGCAGUAAAUGGAAACGUCUACCACCGCUGUAAUUGCCAAUCUAAGAUUUACUGACAGAUUACUAGAAAGGAUGCUAAUUCUUCAGAAAGGAAAGGUUGAUAGCACGUAGCCUUUUUUUGAGAGCAGAUAGCACGUAACCUGUAAUCAGGAUUUCCCCCAUAUCAUUGUGCACGGCAGAAACUUCAAAACCACCAUCGAUAUCGUCGUCUUAAGAAUUCAGACUCCUAACCAACGCGUCAUGGCAGUAGAGUAGAGGCUGUAGCGCAGGUCGUGCCGGUCACGUUGUCUCCACUCCCUCGCCUCUCCCUCCCGGCAGGGGAGAAUUAAAGCCCCUUAUCCUCUCUGCCGCUGCCAUCGUUGGACCCAACCAUCCCUGCUCUUCUCCCCUCUCUGCUUUGCGUGCGUGCCGUGGUGCCGCGCCCUCUUCUUUGGAGCCUUGCGCCGCGUUCCUUCCCCCUGUCCGAAUCCGCCUCGACGUGUCCGCCUCCUCCCUUCGCGUGCGCUCUCCUUUUGGCGCCCUCUUGGUAUCUGUGCUCUCCUCUCCUCCCCCUCCUCCUCGCUGCCUCUGCCACGCUCCCUCUUUUUUGUCCCUGCGCGUCUCGGCCGCUCUCUGCUUCUGCCCGGUCGUUCUUGGCUGACAGCAUUGCGUGCGAGAGCUGUGCGCGGUGGUGACGAUGUCGUCGGCGGUGGAGGCCAUCUCCUGCUCCAAGGUCGACAUCCCCGCCGGCCCGGAGCCAGAGGCGGCGGCCAAGAACUCGGCGCCCGUGGAGCAAGGCGACGGCGCGGUGAACGGCAAGUGCGGCGACGCGCCGCCGCAUUGCCACGGGGAUGAGGAGGAUGAAGAGGACGAGGAGAAGGCCCCUAAGGUCAUUGACCUCGGCCCCAGGGUCAGCAUCAAGGACCAGCUCGAGAAGGACAAGGAUGACGAGAGCCUGCGGAGAUGGAAGGAGCAGCUCCUCGGCAGCGUGGAUUUGAACUCCGUCGGAGAGACGCUGGAGCCGGACGUGAAGAUCAUGAGCCUGUCCAUCAUGUCGCCCGGCCUGCCCGACAUCUUCCUGCCGCUGCCGGUGGAGCCCAACGCCAAGGGCGUGUGGUUCACCCUCAAGGAAGGCUCCCCGUACAGGCUCAAGUUCACCUUCUCCGUCAGCAACAACAUCGUCUCCGGUCUCCGCUACACCAACACCGUCUGGAAGACCGGCCUCAAAGUUGACAGAGCCAAGGAGAUGCUCGGCACGUUCAGCCCCCAGCAGGAGCCCUACACGUACGUGACGCCAGAGGACACCACCCCGUCAGGAAUGUUUGCCCGGGGGUCGUACUCUGCCAGGACGAAGUUCCUCGACGACGACCGGAAGUGCUACCUGGAGAUCAACUACACCUUCGACAUCCGCCGGGAGUGGCCGUCGACGAGCUGAUCAGCCUUUAUCGCCGGCGACGAGACCUGCUUGGGUUACUACUUCACUGUUGCCGUGCGAGAGCAGAUCGCUCGUUUUGUUUGUCCCGCGUUUCUGUUCGGUCCGUCCUGUCCCUAGGUUUCGUCAUGUGCGUGCGCGUCUGUGUGAAUAUCGCUUCCAUGUAUCGGUUGUUUCUUGUGCCAACACCGUUCGUAGACACUGUCAGGUCAGUCCAUUGUCCGUGCGUCAGCGUGUCCAACUUUUCUCAGGGUCUCGUUUUCGAACUGCCUGUCGAGUUCACAGCAAUGGAACCGCAUUUCACGUAAUGCACUCGUGAUCUGUUUUUGGUUUGUA
Molecule: messenger RNA, 2120 nt
Organism: Phragmites australis (common reed)
Lineage: Eukaryota; Viridiplantae; Streptophyta; Magnoliopsida; Poales; Poaceae
Product: rho GDP-dissociation inhibitor 1-like
Exons: 5
Coding region: 1050-1787 (245 amino acids)
Biological process (GO): Rho protein signal transduction
Cellular component (GO): membrane; cytoplasm; cytosol
Molecular function (GO): protein binding; Rho GDP-dissociation inhibitor activity
Source: RefSeq, a predicted model, not a curated record